AUGAAUUCUGAUCAUAAUAUCAUACACUUCCAAAUCUCUACCUCAUCAAAUAUUGUCCCCCCAAACAAACGUUUGAUCUACGAUUACAGACAAGCAAACUUUGACGGUUUACGAAAAAAACUAAAUGAUAUGGACCUUUGCACUCUGUUAACAAACAAUGGGACGGAAUGCAGUAUUGAUGGCGACUGGUUCACCUGGAAGAAAGCUAUGUUUUCAGCUAUGAAUGAAUUUAUCCCCACCAAACACGUAGACCCCUAUCGCACACCUCCUUGGAUAACAUCAACCAUACUACAUCAAAUUCGUAAAAAGGUAACUGCCCGAAAGAGAUUUCUAAGCCGAGGGACUGAAUAUCUCAAGGCGAAAUUCAACCAGCUAAGAACUGACGUUAAAAAAUUAAUUAAAGAAAGUAGAAAGUUGUUUUUCUCAUCCUUAGGAAACACCCUACGAAUCAAUCCAAAACGUUUCUGGUCUGUCUUUAAAAUCAACUCAAACACCGGAACUAUCCGUAAGUCAGUCUCAAAGACAAAUCCCAACAUUCCGGAGACUAGAUUACAUGCAAACACGCCUUGCGAUAUUGCAACACUGUUCAAUGAAUAUUUCCAUUCUGUCUACACCAACUUCUCGGGACAAUCUUCAUCACCACGGCCUGAUUUUUCACCUCCACUAUCCAGUAUAUCAUCCAUUGUCCUCUCUCUAGAAGAAGUAUACCUAGCCUUACAGAACUUAGAUCCCUUCAAGGCUCAUGGUCCUGAUGGUUUUCCUUCUCGUGUUUUAAAGGAAUGUGCAUUCCAACUUGCUCCUUCUCUACACUACCUGUUCACAAAGUCCCUCCGCUUAUCACAGAUUCCUACCGAAUGGAAGUUAGCCAACAUCAUCCCUCUACACAAAAAAGGUGUAAAAGAACAAGUGGAAAAUUACCGACCCAUUUCUUUGUUAAGCAUUGUCAGCAAGACUCUUGAACGCUGUGUCCUAAACCACCUAUUUCUACGCAUACAGGAAAGCGUUCACUCAGCACAAUAUGGAUUCAUUAGUGGAAGGUCUAGCACAUCUCAAUUACUAUUGACAUUACACAAAAUAGGGAAGGACUUAGAUAAAGGACUACAAACUGACGUUGUCUUCAUGGACAUUUCCAAGGCUUUUGAUACCGUUGACCACUCCAAACUGUUACAAAAACUUCGCGAUUUCGGUCUAUCAGGCUCUCUCUUGUUGUGGUUUGAAAACUAUCUGUCAGGUCGCUGUCAACGGGUAACUGUUCACGGCGCGACAUCUACUCCCUUACCAAUAACAUCCGGAGUCCCACAAGGUUCAUUGCUGGCUCCCUUCCUCUUCUCGGUGUACAUUAACGAUUUGCCCGAUAACAUAUCCAUUUCUACUGGGGUCGGUUUGUAUGCUGAUGAUACCAAACUGCACAGAUGUGUGCAAAAUCGUAACGAUGCAUUGGCAUUGCAAUCGGAUAUUCAAAGCCUCCAUUGUUGGUCAAAUGAGAACCUGUUGAGCUUUAACAAAUCGAAGUGUAAAGUGUUGUCUAUCACGAGAAGGACGUCUCCCUUAAUUUACCCAUAUGCACUUGGUGAUCACCAACUAUUGUCGUCUGAUGUAGAGUCUGAUCUGGGCAUUACGAUCAGUUCUAGACUAUUAUGGAAUGUUCAGAUCAACAAAGUUCAGUCAAAAGCCAACAAAACGCUCGGGUUAAUUCGACGUUCCACCAUGGAGAUAACGGAUAUGAACGCGAGAAGGCUUCUGUAUCUUCAACUUGUGUGA
Messenger RNA from Paramuricea clavata, 1761 nucleotides. The record is from the annotation of a GenBank genome assembly. NCBI's taxonomy places the organism in Eukaryota, Metazoa, Cnidaria, Anthozoa, Malacalcyonacea, Plexauridae.